Molecule: messenger RNA, 2218 nt
Organism: Leucoraja erinaceus (little skate)
Lineage: Eukaryota; Metazoa; Chordata; Chondrichthyes; Rajiformes; Rajidae
Gene: syt19
Product: synaptotagmin XIX
Exons: 4
Coding region: 1283-2218 (311 amino acids)
Biological process (GO): regulation of calcium ion-dependent exocytosis; calcium-ion regulated exocytosis; cellular response to calcium ion
Cellular component (GO): axon; synapse
Molecular function (GO): SNARE binding; calcium-dependent phospholipid binding; calcium ion binding
Source: RefSeq, a predicted model, not a curated record
GCACAAGUAUCCAUAUGCUUGGCUUUUUGUGACAUUUGCAAAAUUGUAGAAAAGGAAAAUAGUGCAGCACCAAUCUUUAGUUAACAAAUUUAGCUGGUUGAGUGAGAAUCAGACUUAUUUAAUUUCUUCUUCCAAGACCUUUACAUAAAUUACAAAAGGGUCAGAAAUGUACACAAGAUUAGUACAGAGUACUGUAGAAUCCACUACAAUUUAUAUAAAUUACUAUUCCUUGUCCCAAUGUGAAUGCAGUCGAGUAUUUACAUGGAUGGUCCAGUUAGGAUUUUUGUCAAUAUAAUUUUCUCAUUAUUUUCUUAUAACUUUAAUGAAGGCUAUUUAGGCCAUUGAGUCUUUGGUGGCACUCAGGGCAUUUCCAUCGGCCCCCUUUCCCCACAUAUUUCCCUGUAACCUAUUUUCUCUCGUGUUUAGCAACUUGCUCUAAUUCUCCUGACAUCCAUCUCUACCACGUAAUUUAUAUUAGCCAAUUAACCUACCAUGUCUUUAGGAUGUGGAAGGAAUACAGAGCACCAUAGAAAAUCGACAGUAAUGGAGAAAAUGUGUAAACAUCAGAGGGAGUGCAUCUGAGCUCAGGAUCAAAACCAGGUUUCUAGAGAUACGAGGCAACAAUGCAUACUGCAUCGGGUGAUGGUAAUGUUAGUAAAUGACAGGAUAACAUGAUUAGAAUUAUCAUUGUUGGAGAGAGGAUUUAUCUGAAAAAAGAUUAAAGUAAUCCAGAUCUUGCUGCAAUUGGAUACAGUCCCCUCCAUGAAUGAUUUGCAUUUGGCACUAAUGAAGGCAAGAAUUAUGUCAAAGAGUGUAAUAUCCUACUAUCCUGUGUGUUAUUAAAUGCUCCCCCAAAUGCAAGGGUACACAUUACAGUGUAUAAAACAAUGCUGUGAGUCGUUGACUUUUCCAAGACACUCGUAUCUUCCAAAAUACUGCAUUGGUGAAAGUUAGAUCUCGGCUUUAAAUCUGCAGGUUCUCACAAAAUAACCAAAUCAUUUUAACCACUCCAUUAAUGUACAUUUCCUAACAAACUUGUAACCAUUGUUACAUUUAUAGUUACAAAGAUUGAACCCAAGAAACAAUAUACAGAAGGAAGCAACUUGUCAUCGCAAAAUAACUAUUCAGACUUUCUGAGCUCGUCAGAUAAAGACAAGUAUUCAGAUAUGAAAAUACACAAUUACAAGGCAAGUGAAUGUCAGGAUUUGAACAUACUUAUUGUAUUAAUUGAUGACAAAUGUAUAUUUUGCAUCGAUUCAUGUGUACAUAAUUUUUCUUAAAGAUGUACAAACCCCAGGAGAGUCUACAAAUGCUGAAUCUUUCUCAACAAUGUUGUGAUCGUGUUGGCCUUAAGCUGAUACAAUCAAAUGAAGACCUUGUUGCUGAAUCAAAGGAUGAACUUACAGGAAAAUUGAAAUUUUCUCUAUCAUACGAUAAAAAACAAUCAAAGCUACAACUGACAGUUUUGCAAGCAUCAAAUCUUCCUGCUCGACAUGCCAAACAGAGUGUCGACUCUUUCCUUCGGAUAAAGCUAUUUAUUAGUUUACCUCGAUACCAAUGUAUUCUUCACCAAUGGAACACAAAGAUUGUGAAGAACACCAGAAAUCCCUGUUUUGGAGAACGCUUUACCUGUUCUGUGGAGAGCAAUAUCCGCAAGAAGGCUAAUUUAAAACUUGAGGUCUUGGAUUUUGACAAAUAUUCACGAUUUGAUGCUUUUGGGGAAGUACGGGUAUCAUUCAGCAACUUAAAUUUAUCAAAUGCAACUGAAUUCUGUGAGGACUUACAGAAGAUCCAAAAGGAUGUCAUUGGAGAAAUAUUUGUAUCUCUUAAAUACCUUCCAACAGCCCAGAAAUUGGAAGUUACACCACUGAAGGUGAAAGUUGGUUGCCUGAGCAACAGUCCAGAUACAGAUAUUUACAUAAGAGUAGAUUUCUACAUCAAUCAACACAAGAUGAGGCACCAGAAAACACCAGCAAAUCCAAAGUCUGAAAUAACACUGUUCAAUCAGGUCAUAUUUUUCACUGUAUCAGAGUAUGCUAUAAAUCAGUCCACGAUUAUAACUUCUGUGUAUGAAGUUUCACUCGCCAAAGUCAGCACAAGGCAGCUUUUAGGUCGUGCGUACAUAGGGAGGGAAACAUCCAAAGAGGGUGAUCACUGGCUGUCCAUGCUGCAGUCCUUGCGACAACCUGUGUCAGAAUGGCAUCCACUGUUAAUCUAA